AUGAAGUCGGUGAUAUUUGAGGACUCGCUCUUCGACAACUGCUACUUCGAGGACGUCACCUCCAGCAACACCUUCUUCAAGAACUGCACCUUCAUCUCCACCUUCUUCCACAACACAGAUGAGGGUGACCCCACCAACCCCCUUUCUCCCAUCCCCACAGACCUCUUUGAGUACAAGUUCAUCAACAGCCGGAUGGUGAACACCACCUUCUCGCAAAACAAGGAGGGCUGCCAGCUGGACUUCAGCGACGACAACAACGCCUACAUGAUCUACUUUGUCAGCUUCUUGGGCACCUUGGCCGUCCUCCCCGGGAACAUCGUCUCGGCCCUCCUCAUGGACAAGAUCGGCCGCCUACGCAUGCUGG
This is a messenger RNA of Apaloderma vittatum (bar-tailed trogon), 364 nucleotides long. RefSeq names its product synaptic vesicle glycoprotein 2A-like. The record is from RefSeq and is a predicted model, not a curated record. The transcript has 2 exons. NCBI's taxonomy places the organism in Eukaryota, Metazoa, Chordata, Aves, Trogoniformes, Trogonidae. The annotation marks the transcript as partial.